Molecule: messenger RNA, 216 nt
Organism: Cucurbitaria berberidis CBS 394.84
Lineage: Eukaryota; Fungi; Ascomycota; Dothideomycetes; Pleosporales; Cucurbitariaceae
Exons: 2
Coding region: 1-216 (71 amino acids)
Source: RefSeq, a predicted model, not a curated record
AUGUCGACUACCUGUUUGACCAUUCACGACCUCUUGCGCAUUACCUAUACAUACGAAACCCAAGCUCUGGAGGCAGAAGCAAGGAGUCGGUCGAGCUCGUUAUGUUCGACUCCUGAUACAUGCUCGCAUCUAUCAGGACCCGCGUCUCCAUCUGCGACCUUUGCGAAUCUCGAAACCGACUUUACACAUAAAUACUGCCGGAAGGGCAGACGAUAG